GGCAUCACAAACGACUUGAUCCAUUACAUCUUUCGUCGUUGACUAUAUCUUCAAACUCAACAUCUUUACACGACACAACACACACACACACAACACACAACAUCCAGAUCUCAUGUCCUUUGCACUCGAGUAUUGUAUUCUCGUCUGACUACGUAACAACCUCAACGACCUCCCUAAUUGGGAUUCCCAUAACCUAAAAGGUAUAUGUGCGUACCUUGGUAGCAACACCACGAAAAAGAUUGACAAUUGCUAGCGGCUGCAUAUAGAGUAAUACAACAUCAAUUUGUCAUGAUAUCUUCAUGGCAUAUGCAUUCUUUUCAUUCCGAAACCCGCACAUAAGCAGCCAAAGAACCCUCCUGCCUCUUCUUACCUAAACCUAGAUCUUUUGGGAACAUAUGGCACAUUUGGAACAUUCCUCCUCUCUCAUCUUGAUGAAUUGCGUGCUUUAGCCUCUGAUUCAGCAUCUAUCUAUAUCUACGCCCUUUGUUCCUUACAAAUGAAGGGCUAGCUCUCGUCACGACAUUCAUCCUUCGAACAUUAUUACCAAUUUGACCCCAUUACCAAGACUCUCUUACAUAUUUUCUUUUUUUAACCCUUUUACUAAGUACACUAAAGGAAAAUCUAUUAAGUCGGAACUUCCCCGCAAUUUUUCAUCUUGUAUUUUUUUAUACUUUUCCAUCAGUCUUCCAUCAAACUUCUUUUUAUCUUUUUGUUGUGUGAAAUUAUUCGAAAAAGAAGAAAAGGAAAACGCAAAAUAAAUUCUUCACCCCGCACUACCCCUCCAAAAUGACUGUCCCAAGCUUCGAUCACCCUAUUGAAACUCCUCCACGAGCUCCUUCUCCAGUUCAUCGAUUUGGUACUCUAGCAGUCCAUGCUGGUUCCCCUCAUGAUCCUGUCACCGGUGCCGUCAUCGAAGCCAUCUCCCUCUCUACAACCUUUGCACAAACCGCCGUCGGCAAACCUGUAGGCGCAUACGAAUACAGCAGAAGCUCCAACCCCAAUCGUGACAACUUUGAAAAGGCUGUCGCAGCUCUCGAACACGCCAAAUAUGCGCUAGCUUUCUCCUCUGGCUCUGCUACCACUGCCACUAUUUUGCAGUCUUUGGCCGCCGGCUCGCAUGUUAUUUCAGUCUCGGACGUUUAUGGUGGAACCCACAGAUAUUUCACACAGGUUGCUAAAGCUCAUGGCGUGAAGGUUACAUUUACACCAGAGAUUGAGGUCGACGUUGUGGAUCAUAUCACACCCGAGACAAAACUCAUCUGGAUUGAAACACCCAGUAACCCAACUUUGCGACUUGUGGAUAUCAGAGCCGUAGCUACAGCAGCACACGAACAUGGCAUUAUGGUUGUAGUUGACAACACCUUCAUGAGUCCAUAUGUCCAGCAACCAUUGGACCACGGAGCUGACAUCGUUGUUCACUCUGUUACUAAAUACAUCAAUGGACACUCCGAUGUCGUGAUGGGAGUAGCCGCUUUCAACUCUGACGCUAUGAAGGAAAGAUUGGGAUUUCUACAAAAUGCCAUUGGUUGCAUCCCUUCGGCAUUCGACAGUUGGCUUGCUCACCGUGGCUUGAAGACAUUGCAUCUUCGAGCCAGAGAAGCUACAGUUAAUGCAACAUUAGUAGCAAAGACAUUGGAGGCCUCACCACACGUUAUUGCUGUCAACUAUCCUGGCUUAGACUCCCACCCACACCGAAAAAUUGCUCUUAAGCAACACAGAGAUGGUAUGGGUGGUGGUAUGCUUUCCUUCCGUAUCAAAGGAGGUUCCGCUGCAGCAGAAAAGUUCUGUCAAAUGACUAGCAUCUUCACAUUGGCAGAGAGUCUGGGAGGAGUUGAGAGUUUGGUUGAAGUUCCUAGCAGUAUGACCCAUGCUGGUAUUCCCAAAGCUCACCGUGAGGCCAUUGGUGUGUACGACGAUUUAGUCCGUAUCAGUUGCGGAGUUGAGGAUGCAGAGGAUCUGAAAGCGGAUGUUCUGCAAGCCUUGGAGAAAGCUGUUGUUUGGCCUAAGAUCUCUAACGGCUUACAAAGCCAUGCUUCUUAAGUCCUGGAUUGGGGUUUGAACUUUAUACUUGUUAGAAGAGCCGCAUGCAAAUGGAUUUGCGAAUGCGAAUGUGUGGGCGCUGGCGUUGGGGCAUAUUUCGAAUACCUCUUAUCUCUCGGAAUGCUACAUCUAGAUAAACAAAUUUACAUAGAUUUAUUUGCAUGAUUUAGUCUCGUGGGUUUCCUUUUCAAGGCUUGGAAACUAGACAAAAUAAAAACUAUAACACA
Molecule: messenger RNA, 2267 nt
Organism: Botrytis cinerea B05.10
Lineage: Eukaryota; Fungi; Ascomycota; Leotiomycetes; Helotiales; Sclerotiniaceae
Gene: Bccys3
Product: Bccys3
Exons: 1
Coding region: 787-2040 (417 amino acids)
Biological process (GO): transsulfuration
Cellular component (GO): cytoplasm
Molecular function (GO): pyridoxal phosphate binding; cystathionine gamma-lyase activity
Source: RefSeq, a predicted model, not a curated record